AUGGAGUUCGCGGCGAUGAAGCGGAGGGGCCUGCUGGAGCUCUGCCGGCAGCACGGCCUCGCCACCCGCGGCUCCAAAGCCGACCUCGCCGCCGGGCUCGCGGGCGUGCUCUCGUUGCAGGGGGCUGCUGCUGCUGAGAGUGUGGUUGGUGUGGUGGUGGGAAAGGGUUGUCUGAAGCGGCUGCGAGGUAAUGCUGGCGGUGGCACCUCUGGGGCUUCCAAGAAGGUCAGAUUUGCAUUGGAUGAAACGUCAGAGGUGAAGGGACGAAGACGAAGGUCCCAGGUGAUUUUGUCACUGGUUGUUGCCAAGACAGGGGGGAGGCGCAAGGCUAGGAAGGCACUUCCUUCUGCAGUAGUGAGUGGAAGGGGUCGGCGGCGGAAGCGCAAUGAUGGUGGUGGUUCUGCUCAUGAAAGUGUUACCAGAGAGGUGGGUGCAGAUGCCCCAUUGACACAGUCCAGGAUGAAAGUGGUGUGUUUACAUGCUCCCAGUGGGGUUGAAAGUCAGAAUAACCCUGCUGAGGCUGAGGAAGGAGGGGAGGUGGUAGGAACAGCUACUGGUAGGAAGCAGAAGCUCAAGGCCCAGGAGAAUGCCGAGGUUAUUGCUAAUUCUCGGGCAGGAAUUUCUCGUAGGAUCACAAGGAGUUUAAGAUCGUCAGCUGCAGCAGUUCUAUUGCCCCUUGAUGCUGAGGAGAAGAUAGGGGCUAGGAAGGUAGAUGGUAAUGAUGAACUUUCUGCUGAGGAGCAUGCUGCUGGAGUUCAAGAUUUGACUAUUGCAGCAUCACCAGUUAUUAUUGAGAGUAGUAGUAGUAGCAGGAUGGGGGAAGAUUGCGUUCCUUCUGUGCAGAAGCCUUCGAAGGUGGUGGUAUCUUGCAGAACCACAAGAUUAAGCUCAGUAGCAGCUGAUGUGAUAUUGCCCACUGUCGUUGGAAAAAAGAGGAGGAAGCCAAGGGGUAGGCCCAAGGCCAGGAAGACACUUCCUACCGCAACUCUGGGCGGAAGGGGUAGCCAGCAGAAGUGUGAUGUUGCUGGCGAUUCUGUUGAUCAUGGUGCUUUUGGAGAGGUGGGUGCAGAUGCUCCAGUGACACAGUUCGGGACAAAGGCCGUGAAUUCGCGUGCUGAAAGUGGAGUUGAAAGUCAGAAUAAUCUUGCUGAGGCUGAGGAAGAAGAGGAGGCAGUAGAAGCAACUACUUAUAGGAAGCAGAAGCGGAAGAUCCAGGAGAAUGCUGAGGAUAUUUCUGCGAAUGCUCCAUCUGGAAUUUCUCAUAGGAGGACGAGGAAGUCAAGCUCGUCCCCAGCUGCUGUUCUGUUGUCCCCUGUUGUUGAGAAGAUGGAAGUAGCAGAUGAUAAGGAUGAACUUGGUGUUAAGGAGUUAGCUGAAGUUAAAAUUUUGGCUACCACAACAUUAUCAAUUAUUGUUGAGAGUAAGAGGAAGGAAGAAGACUACAUCCCUGCUGAACUGAAACCUGCUAAGGUGGAGUUUUAUGGCAGAACUACAAGAUCACAUUCAAUAGCAGCUACUGUGUCAUCGCCCACUGUGAUUGGAAGAAAGGUAAGAAAGGCAGAAGAUGUGCACCCAAAUGGAGAGGUGUCUAUGGAUUUGGAGGUUCCUCGAAAUGAUGCCCCUAUUACCAAGUCACUGAGGAACAGAGUUGUUCACAACAGUGUAGUUGAUGAAACUUGUGCCCGCAAGAAGCUUGAAAUCAAGAGGAAGCCCAGUCGACCAGCAACUCACAGGCAUCAGCCGAUUGUACCUUCUGUAGAGGAGAAAGAACAAGUUGCUGUGCUCUGUAAGUUCUCCCAACACAGGCGAUCAAGCAGAAACCGUCCUCAGGCUGAUGAAUUGUUAAGAAACACAGAUUUAGAAAAUAUCAAGUUGAGUAGAGUACCAGUGGGGGGCAAGGACUUGAGUAUAGCUCAUCGAUUGACACGUAAUACUGCUAAGACCAGAUUGGAAGAUGUUGAGUCGCUGUCAUCAGGUUUCAAAGAUAGGAUCACCAUGAGCUACAAGGAUAAUAUAGCUAGAAAUGGUGGUCGUGUUUCAUUAUCUGAUGACAAUGGCAAUAAGGCUUCAGCUGCAGAAACAGCGUUAGGAGUGGUUGAUGAAAGAACCAAAGGUAUGCACGAAAGUGUUAGUAACAAGGAGUUUAAAAAUGCCAAGGGUGGAGAUGUGGGUAAGCAGCCAGCUGUAAGUGGAUGUGUUAGGCGAUCAACACGUAAAUCUAGUAAGUCGGUUCGAAUCUAG
Messenger RNA from Miscanthus lutarioriparius, 2241 nucleotides. The record is from the annotation of a GenBank genome assembly. Lineage: Eukaryota; Viridiplantae; Streptophyta; Magnoliopsida; Poales; Poaceae.